Messenger RNA from Chrysoperla carnea, 2836 nucleotides. It is a transcript of the gene cysu, whose product is annotated as peroxidase. The transcript has 14 exons. The coding region runs from base 222 to 2486 and encodes 754 amino acids. NCBI's taxonomy places the organism in Eukaryota, Metazoa, Arthropoda, Insecta, Neuroptera, Chrysopidae. The record is from RefSeq and is a predicted model, not a curated record. Gene Ontology annotation, biological process: response to oxidative stress. Gene Ontology annotation, molecular function: heme binding; peroxidase activity.
CACGCUUUUAUAAAAAUUACCAUCAUUGGCCGUUUUCUUCAAUGUGAUUAAUUUCAAUAAAAUAUAAACACUUAUUUAUGACCUAGAUAUAGAAAAUACCAGGUGAUCCAGUGUUUGUUGUGAUUUUUUUUAAUUCUUGAAACGUUGUUGUUGGUACAACCGUUGUAAUUACCAUCAUUUUAUUUUGGUUUAUUGAAGUGUGGUCUUUUAAUUGAAUCAACAUGACAUUACUUUGGGGGGCGCUUACAAUAGCGCUGAUAUCAAUAUCAGGCAGUAAUGUGAAUGGAUUACAAUAUACACCAUUUAUCUCGGCACCUGUUUCUGGAAGUGGAUGCGCACUUUUAUUAAAUGGUGGACGUUCAAGCUCAUUUGAUUAUAAUAUAAAUUUGUUGCGAGGGUCUGCUGUGCCUUAUCAUACCGGUCAAACUUGUAUCACAUAUGAUGCAAUAAAUGCAGCUUACAUCGAUGCCAGAAAACGUAUUGAUAUAGCUCAACAAAAAGGAGAAUGGAAACCUGAAGAAGUUGCAACAGUUGGGGAACUAUUAUUAGACAUUUCUAUUCAAUUGGCAAGAACAUAUGGCUUAAGUUAUGAAGAAAUUGAAAAAGGCUUACCAUUAAUUGAUACAAGUAAAACAUUAAUUGCUGAAGCAUGCCCACCAGUGUUUACAAAUGUAGAAUGCCGACCAGGCAAAUAUCGACGAUUUGAUGGAUUAUGUACGAAUUUAGAACAACCUACGUGGGGUGCAGCCAAUCAACCAUUCCAAAGAUUACUGAGUCCAUUAUUCGCAGAUGGUAUAAGUGCACCUCGUAUUAGUGUUACUGGAAAUGAUUUACCACUAUCAAGAGUUGUAUCUCGAACAAUGCACCCUGAUGAAGGUUACCAUGAUCACGCUGGUACCGUUAUGAUAAUCGCUUGGGGACAAUUCAUGGAUCAUGAUUAUACAUUAACAGGAACUCCAUUAGAUCCAAUCAAUCGUAACGAUCCAGAAGAAUGUUGUCAUCGUCCACCACAUCUAAAGCAUCCAUACUGUAAUGAAAUUUACAUACCAGAUGAUGAUUACUUCUAUAAAUUAUUCAACGUAAAAUGUGUUGAUUUUGUACGAGCGUUCCCUGGUGUUAGACCUGGAUGUAAAUUAGGUUCCCGUAAUCCAUUCAACACUUUAACUGGUGUUAUAGACGCAAACACUGUUUAUGGCGUAACAGAAAAAUUCGCAAGAAAAUUACGUACUGGUUAUGGUGGUUUAUUACGUAUGAAUCCAGUCUUCAGUGAGUACGGAUUAAAAGAUCUACUUCCAUUAAAACUUGAUAUCCCUGAUGAAGGAUGUACUCGUCCAAAUCGUUCCAUGUUCUGUUUUGAAGCUGGUGAAAUUCGAGUAAAUGAACAAUUAGUAUUAACAUGCAUGCACACACUGUUGGCUCGGGAACAUAACCGUUUAGCAACUGGACUUGCACAAGUAAAUCCACAUUGGGAUGAUGAAACUUUAUUCCAAGAAGCAAGGAGAAUAAAUAUUGCUAUUGUACAACAUAUUACAUACAAUGAAUUCUUACCAAUAUUAUUGGGUAAAGACAUUAUGCAAAAAUUCGGUUUAAUAUUGGAGAAAGAGGGAUAUUGGGAUGGUUAUGAUCCAACAGUAAAUCCAGAUGUAAUUGAUGCUUUUGCAGCUGCUGCAUACCGAUUUGGACAUUCGUUGUUACCAACUGUCGUUGAACGAUGGAGCAAAGCUCACAAAUUUAUUGCCUCAAAACGUCUCUCAGACUUAAUUCGUCGACCUUACGAUUUAUAUCGUGCAGGAGUAAUUGAUGAAUACUUUAUGGGCCUUAUGAACCAAGUGGCACAAGCUAUGGACGAUUCAAUUACACAAGAAGUCACAAACCAUUUAUUCAAAAAAGUUGGUGCUCGUUUCGGAAUGGAUUUAGUAUCAUUUAACAUGCAACGUGGUCGUGAAUUUGGUUUACCUGGUUACAUGGAAUAUCGUAAAUUCUGUGGUUUGCCAGCUGCCAAUACAUUUGAGGAAUUAUUUGGAUCAAUGCCUAAUGAAACUGUCCGCAAAUACUCAACAAUAUUUGAACAUCCAAAUGAUGUAGAUUUAUGGUCAGGAGGUGUAUCAGAACGAGCUGUACCUGGUAGUAUGCUUGGGCCAACAUUUGCUUGUAUUAUUGCAACACAAUUCAGUUAUUCAAGACGUGGUGAUCGUUUCUGGUAUGAAUUACCAAAUCAACCAUCCUCAUUCACACCAGAACAAUUGCAAGAAGUUCGUAAAGCCAAAAUGUCACGACUUAUUUGUGAUAAUACCGAUUUAAUUGACACGAUACAAGUAUAUCCAAUGGUUUUACCAGAUCACGAAUUAAAUCCACGUGUACCAUGCCGCAGUGGAGUAUUACCAAGUAUUGAUUUAUCAAAAUGGGCAGAAUUUCCAACGAAUUCGCAUCAACAACCCUACAUCAGUAACUUUGCUUACAGUCCGUUCCUUACAGGCAAAAAAUAAAAUUAGUAAUUAUUUAUAGAUAUGAAUAUUCAAUUAGUAGACGUUUAAUGAAACAUAUGAACUGUAUUAAAUAUUUGAUCAUUCUUUAUAGCAAUUUUAAGGGAUUAUUCAAAAAUAAGCCUCAUUCUAACUUUUAAUUAAGAGGAUAUAACACCACAACCAGCUUCCUCUAUUCAAUACUUAAUUGCCAUAUGUUAAUUUGUUUACAAAAUUGAGAAUAGUAAAUCGGGCUUAUUUUGAUUCUAGGUUUUAAAUUCUUACUGAAAUGGAUAGGCCUUUAAGUCAUUUCCAAAUAUUUAUAUUUUGUGUACUUGGUUGUAUAUUUUUUAAUUUGAGGAUAGAGACAUCUA